This is a messenger RNA of Hordeum vulgare subsp. vulgare (domesticated barley), 2481 nucleotides long. Its product is annotated as external alternative NAD(P)H-ubiquinone oxidoreductase B1, mitochondrial. The record is from RefSeq and is a predicted model, not a curated record. Bases 359 to 2116 code for a protein of 585 amino acids. The transcript is spliced from 11 exons. NCBI's taxonomy places the organism in Eukaryota, Viridiplantae, Streptophyta, Magnoliopsida, Poales, Poaceae. Gene Ontology annotation, molecular function: calcium ion binding; NADH dehydrogenase activity.
UAUGUCAGGUCAAACCCCUCCAAUUCAUCACCAUCAGUGGUGCCUUGCGGGUGUGGUGAUCGUGUAUGAAUUAAGAUACCACAGAAAAGAACAGGAGUGGAGGUGGUCACCGGCGGUGGUGUGCUGGUGUGAGUCGGCGCAUGUGCACCAGAUCAGAUCCAGACCAAGUUACCCCGCAGAGUGUGGAGAACCGGUGACCAAUCAGACCUUGCCCCGCAGAGUGUGGAGGAUGGCCGGGUUAAAAACCAUUGAUUUGUGCAGACAAGCGGUGAGCAUCGCAUCGCCAUUGCCCAGCGGCCAGGUGAAGAGCAGAGCAGUUGGGCGGAGCUGAGAGCUCUGUGGCAGCGGAGGAAGCAGGAUGGGCUUCUCCUCCUUCGCCUCACGCGCCGCCGCCAGGUUCCUGGAGGACAUCCGGCGCCCCGCCGGCGUCUCCACCGCGGCGCUCCUCCUCACGGCUGCCAGCGGCGGAGGCAUUGUGGCCUAUGCCGAUUCCUCCAGGGCAGAGGAGGCUUCGGAGCCACCGCCCAGGAAGAAGAAGGUGGUGGUCCUCGGCACCGGCUGGGCCGGCACCUCCUUCCUCAAGAACCUCGACUCCUCCCGCUACGAGGUGAAGGUCAUCUCCCCCCGCAACUACUUCGCGUUCACGCCGCUGCUCCCCAGCGUCACCUGCGGGACCGUGGAGGCGCGCAGCAUCGUCGAGCCCAUACGGCGGAUGUUCGACAAGAAAAGGAAAGAUGUCGCGUAUUAUGAAGCAGAGUGCUUCAAGAUCGAUCCAUCGAAGAAAGCCGUCCACUGUCGCUCUGCCGUCGGGACCAAUUUGGAUGGGAAUGGCGAUUUCAUGGUUGAUUAUGAUUACUUGGUUGUUGCUCUCGGAGCUACUGUUAAUACAUUCAACACUCCUGGUGUGAUGGAGCAUUGCCACUUUCUGAAGGAAGUGGAGGAUGCCCAAAAGAUCAGGAAGAGUGUGAUAGACUGCUUUGAAAGGGCGUCACUUCCUAACCUCAGCGAAGAGGAGAAAAGGAAGAUCCUUCACUUUGUGAUUAUUGGUGGUGGACCUACUGGGGUUGAGUUUGCUGCAGAGUUGCAUGAUUUUCUUGUAGAAGAUCUGGUGAAGCUAUAUCCUGCCAUUGAAGAAUUCGUGAAGAUAACAAUUAUUCAAUCAGGAGAACAUAUAUUGAAUACGUUUGACCAAAGGAUAGCUGUGUUUGCUGAAUCAAAGUUCCAAAGAGAUGGCAUCGAGUUGAGUACAGGAUUCAGAGUGAUAAAGGUCUCCGAUGAUUCAAUUACAGUGAAGUGUAAAUCAUCUGGUGUAGAAACAUUGGUGCCGUAUGGGAUGGCUAUUUGGUCUGCGGGUAUUGGUACUCGCCCGGUCAUUACAGAGUUCAUGAAUCAAGUUGGUCAGGGCAAACGACGAGCCUUGGCAACUAAUGAAUGGUUAAGAGUUCGUGAGUGUGAUAGUGUCUAUGCAAUUGGCGACUGCUCUUCAAUAAGUCAAAGGAAAAUAAUGGAGGACAUUUCAACAGUAUUUAAAGUAGCAGACAAGGAUAACUCUGGCACCUUGACACUGAAAGAAAUAAACGAUAUUCUAGAAGACAUUUGUAUUAGAUACCCUCAAGUGGAACUGUAUAUGAAAAGUAUGCACAUGCUUGAUAUUUCUGAUUUGAUAAAAGGUGGCGUAGGAGAUGCCAACAAGGAGUCAAUGGUGGUCGACAUAGAGGAGUUCAAAAAAGCUUUGUGCCAUGUAGACUCCCAAGUAAAAACUGUUCCGGCAACUGCUCAGGUUGCUGCGCAACAGGGGUAUUAUCUUGCUGACUGUUUUAAUAAAAUGGAUCACUGCGUAGAGCAUCCAGAAGGUCCGUUGCGGCUGACGGGGUCAGGGGAAGGGCAUCACAAUUUCCGCCCAUUCCGGUACAAGCAUCUCGGGCAGUUCGCGCCCUUGGGCGGGGAGCAAGCCGCGGCGGAGCUCCCGGGCGACUGGGUCUCGAUGGGCCACAGCACCCAGUGGCUCUGGUACUCCGUGUACGCAAGCAAGCAGGUGAGCUGGCGCACUCGGGUCCUGGUGGUGUCCGACUGGACCCGGAGGUUCAUAUUCGGGAGGGACUCGAGCCGGAUCUAGGCGCCCCGGUGUCGAUUCCAGGAUGCAAAUGCAAUGCAGCAAAACCUCUCUGUACAGUGUUUGAUUGGGUGGGCAGGCAAGCAAGCAAGCAAGGAUGUAUGUCUGUUGAUUGUUCCUUUCCUGUGUCCUGCCAAUGGAGCCAUCACCCCUUCUUUUGCUGCCAGAAUGUGCAUAUGUGAUGGGGUUCUCUUCUCUUCUCUUCUCUGGAUGUGGGUGUAUGUUGGUUGUGGAUCUGAAGCGUGCCUGGCGCGACGAAAUAGGCACUAGUGAUUGGCAGCAGUAAGAAUAAGUUGGUAAUAACAGCGUGGCAGUUCUACGGGCAUCGUCCGCUAGGACGUACGUGAUCACGUGGUGAUCGUUGUGUA